Messenger RNA from Verticillium dahliae VdLs.17, 853 nucleotides. RefSeq lists its product as uncharacterized. The coding region runs from base 587 to 853 and encodes 88 amino acids. The transcript has a single exon. The record is from RefSeq and is a predicted model, not a curated record. NCBI's taxonomy places the organism in Eukaryota, Fungi, Ascomycota, Sordariomycetes, Glomerellales, Plectosphaerellaceae.
GUCCCUGCCUUGGUCGUCCGCCUUCUGCAUUCAGGCUCAUCCCGCACCGCACUGCUUUCUAUCAGUCCAGCACAUCGAAAUCGCCAUAUCCCACCUGCCUCUUUGCAUCCUACCCAUGUCCCCGUGAGCCAGCGUCCAUUCGAUCUACCUUACCUACAACUAUCCCGCAUCCCCCUUAUUUGUCGACGAAUCUCUCGCAAACUGCUUUCUCUGUACCUCUCGACGUCCCUGGCCCCCCAGGUACGACCCUCAUCGACUCGCCCGGUCUAGCCCUCGACUCCAACAAAGGACCGCCUCAGCAGUUCUCAGCUCCCCCAACACCAGACCACUCCAGACCACACACAAAACCUUGAAGUCUCCCAGCCUUCCUCUCGACCUUUCAGCCGAACCCUCGCCAUACCUUCCCUUCGUUGCGGGAAACGAAUCGACACGACGACCAUACCGCCUGGCCUGGCCGACGAGCACAGCCUCCGUGUUGGAUUACACGCGUUCCAGUCCGUCGCUCUAGACUACAAGAACGCAGCUCCAUCCUCACUGCCCGCUUACGACCUCUCCCGCCCAUCGCAGACGAUAAAAACCACCCAAUAUGGCGCCUGGGUCCUCAGAUCACCAGUCCUACUACCGCAGUAGCGGCCACACCGCCGCCGCAACACGACCUUUCGGCGCCGACCCCGACACGUGGAUCCAAGUCACCGAGAUUGAUGACGACGACCUGCAGUUUGGCGGCAAGUCUUUGAGCGAGUGGUACGAGGAGGAGCGUCGCCGUCAGAGCCACGGUUGCUCGUCUGACGAAGAGGAACGUGGUCGACAGAGGGUAAGUUGCCAGUCACGCUCUAUGCGCCUCGACGUGUAG